GAGAAACUAACUUCCUUUUUAACCAUCGAAUGAGAAACUAACUUCAGCCGCUCUCCUCAGUCUGUUGUUAUCUCACCCACUGUAACCCUGCGGUGACCUGGCUCAGCUUAAGGCUGAAACCCGAGAUUUGAAAGAGGCUGCUAAGCUAACGUGUCAGUGAGGAGAAGGACCGCAGGAACAAAACUUCAAAGAUGAUUUUCCGGUUUUUAUUCAACCUCAUCAACAACCCCCAGGUCAUAGAGAAGUUGGCGGAGUCUCGUCCGAUCCGCAGGGCGGCUCAGCUCACAGCGUACGCCAUCACCAAGGCUCAGAUAGCCGGCAGGGACGCGUCGCAGCGGGCCCUGCGCUCCCAGACUCUGCAGCAGGUGAAGCAGGAGGCCAGCAGAGUCCCAGGAGACAUGGGAGAGAUGAGCAGCCGCUUCAAGAAAGUCAAGGAGACCUUUGUGAAUGAAGUGAAGGAGGGAUGGAAAGAAGGCUCAAGGCAGAUCAAGAAAUGAAGAGGACGACCCUGGAUGUAGAUUCAAGAGAGAGAGACUGGGACAUCAUCAUCCUCAGCUGACUGUGUUGAACAUCAUUAAAGAAAGUGGUGGAAAACUGCAACCAAACUAAGUGGAUUCAUGCUGAUCAGCUCACAAUCAAAAUGUGCAUUAUUGUUUUUUUUAUAAUGUAAAGAGGCCCUACAACAAUAAGUGGCCAGAUAACUCAGGAGAAUAUUUGUUUAGCUCAAUAAAUUCACUGACUUCACAUUUCUGAGAACAUGUGAACAUACGUGCUUAUUUCAUAAUUCAGGAAGUCUUGGAAAAUAAUGAGCAGAAGUUCCUCCUCCGUGAAUUCUCAAUUUAAAGUAUUCUCAAACCCUCUUGAGACACCUUUAACAGACGGCCUCAUACUGGUAGUUUCAUGAUUUCCUGACUAAAAUAUGACGUUUUUACAUCUCCCUGUAAGAUUGUUCACUGGUCUGUAUGACACAAAAUCCUGCCACAGAGCUUUAAUGGAUCUGCACAUUAAGUUGUAAACAAUUCAUGUUCAUAAAGUGUACAUAUGUAGAGAGAGAGCGGAUGUGUAUAGUCAAUGAAUUCACCACUUUGUUCUGCCUAUAAAUAAAGACUUUAAUUUAUAACAC
This is a messenger RNA of Labrus mixtus (cuckoo wrasse), 1123 nucleotides long. RefSeq names its product NCBP2 antisense 2 (head to head) (gene ncbp2as2). Bases 192 to 497 code for a protein of 101 amino acids. The record is from RefSeq and is a predicted model, not a curated record. NCBI's taxonomy places the organism in Eukaryota, Metazoa, Chordata, Actinopteri, Labriformes, Labridae. The transcript has 2 exons.